Molecule: messenger RNA, 655 nt
Organism: Rhagoletis zephyria (snowberry fruit fly)
Lineage: Eukaryota; Metazoa; Arthropoda; Insecta; Diptera; Tephritidae
Source: RefSeq, a predicted model, not a curated record
UGAUUUUGGCAUCAGAACUGAAAAGCGCGAAUGUUUUAGCACCAGGAGUAAAAAUAACGGCCUACGGCCGUUUAUGCCAUAUUUCAAGUUAUCGGAAGAUGGCACUCAGGCUUAUUGCAUUGAUGUUGCAGGUGUGCUUAAUGGGCCGGACAUCAGAAGAUUAAUGAAGGAUCAAGGCUUCUUGGAAAUUCUUGAUGGCACAGCAGCCGUUGCAUGGGAUGCAGUUCGGGCUUUAAUUAAACACGUUCUGUGUAAAAAUCGUUCACCAGAAUAUGCCAUUUUUAUUGCGAACUUGAUGGAAUCUUUUGACGCCUUUGAUGUGCACAUGUCGCUUAAAAUCCACAUGCUACACAGUCACUUUGACUUUUACGAGCAACAGCUUUCAACAGAAACCGACGAGGUAGGAGAGAGAUUUCACCAAUCCAUUAUGUGUUUUGAGGACCGAUUCGCUGGAAAACGAUUGAAUUCAAUGUUGGCGGACUUUUGCUGGUCGAUCGCAGGAGGCAAAGGAUAUUAAAAAAAUCAUUCGAGCAAUAGAAACUAGCAAAAUAUGCCAAAACGGGAUUGAAGAGAACCCAAAUUUAGGUCCAAAUAGUAUAUAAACUAAUAUUAUAAAAAAAUAUUACGAAAUAAAAUAUGAGUUGUAACGCAAAAC